Molecule: messenger RNA, 2560 nt
Organism: Cornus florida
Lineage: Eukaryota; Viridiplantae; Streptophyta; Magnoliopsida; Cornales; Cornaceae
Product: O-fucosyltransferase 29
Exons: 9
Coding region: 437-2146 (569 amino acids)
Source: RefSeq, a predicted model, not a curated record
ACACACACAGUGACACACAUAUCACGAUCUGUCAGUGUGUAUAUAUAAUAUAUCACGAUCUGUAAGACUGUAACGAUCCAUCCUACAUUUGAAAUUCCCUUUUAUAUUUAUUGUUAUAUAUAUAUAUAUAUAAGCACUCACCAUGAAUUGCAUCGGUAGCAGGCACUACUUUCUCUCUCUAAAAAAAGCUCAACAGUUUUCCACUUUUUAAGAACACCGUGCCUUAGUAGUGAUCAUUUGAUGCGUGGUUAAAAACCCUAAUUCGAGUUCCGAUUAGGGUUUUGAAAUUGAGGAACAACAGUGUUCCAUUGAUUUCCACAGUAGCAUUUAUAUCUGACUCAGAGAGGCAGGGGCAUUAAAGAGAGAGAGAAAGAGCUGUAGAUAUUUUGAUGUAAUAUGAGAUUAUUAUUGUCGAGUGUGGUGUCUGAGUACUGCGAUGGGUGUGGCCAAAGCUUGGAGGUUUAGUGCAGUGUUGGUCUGGGCUAAGGUGGAUCAGCCUAAGCAGCAUUUUUGUUGGAGAUCGACGUCGUCGUCGACGCCGCACAGACGAUCUAUCUCAUGGUCCUUUGUGUGUGGUUUGAUGCUCUUUACAUUGGGUUUGAUUUCGCUCUUCACGGGCCAUGUAGCUUCUGAUCUUGAAUGGUACUCGCAGAGACUGGUGAAAAGGCGUUUGUACAAUAAAUUGAAUGGGGACAGUCAUGCACCAGUUGAUAUUUGGAAGUCAAAAUUUUCAAAGUUUUACUACGGAUGCAGUGAAAGAGGCCCUCGUUUUACUUCUGCUGUGCGUGAGCAAUUGUCAAAUGGCUAUUUACUUAUUGCAACAAGUGGAGGGUUGAACCAACAAAGAACAGGAAUAACUGACGCUGUAGUUGUUGCUCGGAUUCUCAAUGCUACUUUAGUUGUACCUGAGUUGGAUCAUCAUUCAUUUUGGAAGGAUGAUAGUGACUUUCUCAACAUUUUUGAUGUUGAUUGGUUCAUCUCUUCCCUUGCAAAGGAUGUUACCAUUGUUAAAAGAGUUCCAUAUAAAGUUAUGAAAUCCAUGGAAAAGCCCCCAUAUACAAUGCGUGUUCCAAGGAAAUCAGAACCUGAAUAUUAUUUGGAUCAAGUACUGCCAAUACUCCAGAGGCGACGCGUUGUGCAAUUGACAAAGUUCGAUUACAGGCUUUCUAGUAACCUUGAUGAAGAGUUACAAAAGUUGCGUUGCCGGGUCAAUUAUCAUGCUUUAAGAUUUACAAAACCUAUUAGGCAUCUUGGUCAGAAACUUGUGAUGAGAAUGCGUAAGAUGGCAAAACGUUAUAUUGCAGUCCACUUGAGGUUUGAACCUGAUAUGCUAGCAUUUUCUGGAUGUUACUAUGGUGGAGGUGACAAAGAAAGAUACGAGCUUGGUGAGAUAAGGAAACGGUGGACGACAUUACCUGAUUUAAGUCCAGAGGGGGAGCGAAAGCGAGGGAAAUGCCCACUUACUCCACAUGAAGUGGGUUUGAUGCUGCGGGCACUUGGAUUUAAAAAUGACACAUAUCUUUAUGUUGCAUCUGGUGAAAUAUAUGGUGGAGAAGAGACUCUGCGGCCUCUCAGAGAGCUCUUUCCAAACUUCUACACAAAAGAGAUGCUUGCCAGCGAAGAUCUGAAACCUUUUCUUCCCUUCUCUUCUCGUCUAGCUGCCAUUGACUACACUGUUUGUGAUGAGAGUGAUGUCUUCAUCACCAAUAAUAAUGGAAACAUGGCCAAGAUUCUUGCAGGCCGAAGGAGGUACAUGGGGCAUAAGAGGACCAUCAGACCAAAUGCAAAAAAGCUUAGUGCUUUGUUCAUGGCACGGGAUAAGAUGGAUUGGAAUACAUUUGCUAGAAAAGUUAAAGCAUGCCAGAGAGGCUUCAUGGGGGAACCAGAAGAGAUGAAAACUGGCCGAGGCGAAUUUCAUGAAUAUCCGUCCUCUUGCAUCUGCAAGAAACCAUUUAAAUAUUCUGACGCGGGAGAGGAAUAUGAUGGAGAUCAGAUGUCAGCAAAAAGGUCCAUUGAGCCAUAUUCUGCAUUCAACGGGGAUGACAAAGGUGCAAAGCGUUUACAAAGACUGAACGAGACAAACAUGGCAGAAGAGCUAGUAUCUGAAGUAGGAGAAAUUGACGUCGAUGACUUUUUGGCAGAUUAGGUGAACUACACCCCUGAAUGGUGCAUGCCCUGAAUUUGUCUUGAUAUAUUCGAGCUAGUGUUUGGCUCUACCAUUUCAUCUCCAGUAUAUGCCUACUUUUAUCAAGCCAAUUUUUCUAGGCGUGGCAUUUGGGCUUGAAGCCACAGCUUAAAGGUGGCAUCUGGUUUUGUGUCUAAUUGGAUGUGUACAGGAAAUCUGAGACUUUUGAUGAGUUGCAAUUGUUCAUAUAUAUUUUUGUAAGUUACAUAGUGAGUGGGUAUGCCAAAAACGAAGAACCAAAGCUUAUUGUGUUCCAGUUUUGCUUUUGUUGUUGAUGACAAUUGCUUCACAUAAUUUCUCAACCAAGUGCCAAAUCAUUGGAAUGGAAAUGGAUAUCACACUGGGCAUUCUUUUAUUAGACUGCUGGUUUGUAAA